This is a messenger RNA of Camellia sinensis, 1101 nucleotides long. Lineage: Eukaryota; Viridiplantae; Streptophyta; Magnoliopsida; Ericales; Theaceae. The record is from RefSeq and is a predicted model, not a curated record.
UUGAAGAUUUCUCCAUUAUUUUUCUCAGAGGUAGAUGUUGAAAGUGGAUCAAAGGAGGGAACCACUCGUACUUUGGAACCUUCCUGUUGGACUUAUUGCAGGUGUUGUUGGGAAGACGAAGGGCAUGCAGCAGUAUCUCCCGAAGCUUACUGGAACAUGGUUUUGCAAAACACUCCCAUGCCUAGGACUCUCAAGAAGCUUCUACCCUCAGAAGGCAAUGUUGUUGCUGGCCAAGGACGCGACUAUCCAAUAAGGCCGCCUUGGGAUCUGUACUAUGACAGUAGCUAUACUGGUAAUGGGUAUGAACAACCAGCACACUACGGCUCAACUUUUUUUUUGGAAGAGGACAUCAAACAAGGCACAAAGAUGAAAUUAAACUUCACGAUAACACAAACAAAUGGAGUUACUUUCUUACCCAGACAAGUUGCUCAGAUGAUUCCUUUUUCCUCAAACAAAUUUCUCGAAAUUCUGAACCGGUUUUUGAUAAAACCCAAUUCAGUUGAAGCUGAGAUUAUCAAGGAAACAAUCAAACGCUGUGAGAGAUCUAGCUUUCAAGGAGAGCAGAAAUAUUGUGCAACUUCAUUAGAGUCCAUGAUCGAUUUCUGCACUUCCAUGUUCGGAAAAAAUAUCCAGGCAUUCUCUACUGAGUUAGAAAAAUUGCAGGAGUAUCGUAUUUCAGGAUUCAAAAAGAUUGGAAGGGGGGGACGAGAUGACCCAGCAGUGUGUCAUAUGCAAAAUUACCCGUAUGCGGUCUUUUAUUGCCACAAUAUUCGCUCCACCGAGACAUAUAUGCUUUCGUUGGAAGGUGCAGAUGGGGCUAAAGCAAAAGGUGCAGUGGUGUGUCAUAAAAAUACGUCGGCAUGGAAUCCCAAGCACUUGGCCUUUCAAAUUCUCAAGGUUAAACCAGGAACUGUUCCUAUUUGCCAUGCUCUUCGUCAAGAUAAUAUUGUCUGGCUUCCUAACUAAAUCUCUAAAAUAUAUAUAAUCGAUGCCUAUUAGUUAAAAUCAUAUAGUUUGUUUGGUAUUAAUUAAGAGAAUAUUUAUAUAUGGUUGUGAAUGUAGUUUGCAAUGUAAUUUAAACAAACAUUAGUUUGGUUUUAA